Sinocyclocheilus grahami is the source of this 1580-nucleotide messenger RNA. RefSeq names its product transcription factor AP-2-alpha-like. Gene Ontology annotation, molecular function: RNA polymerase II transcription regulatory region sequence-specific DNA binding; DNA-binding transcription factor activity, RNA polymerase II-specific. The annotation marks the transcript as partial. The transcript has 4 exons. The record is from RefSeq and is a predicted model, not a curated record. Gene Ontology annotation, biological process: regulation of cell population proliferation; regulation of transcription by RNA polymerase II; anatomical structure development. Lineage: Eukaryota; Metazoa; Chordata; Actinopteri; Cypriniformes; Cyprinidae. Gene Ontology annotation, cellular component: nucleus.
GUAAUCAAGAAAGGUCCUGUUUCCAUAUCCAAGAACAACAGCAAUGUCUCUGCUAUACCGAUAAAUAAAGACGGGCUUUUUGGAGGUGUGGUAAACCCAAACGAAGUGUUUUGUUCGGUUCCGGGUCGUCUGUCUCUUCUUAGCUCAACGUCAAAGUACAAAGUCACAGUAGCGGAGGUGCAGAGACGUCUUUCUCCGCCUGAGUGCCUGAACGCCUCCCUGCUCGGUGGGGUCUUGAGGAGGGCCAAAUCUAAGAAUGGCGGAAGAUCUUUAAGAGAAAAGCUAGAUAAAAUCGGAUUAAAUCUACCAGCAGGGAGACGCAAAGCUGCCAAUGUUACUCUCUUGACGUCACUGGUGGAAGGUAAGUUUAUUGUGUAUCCUUCUAGACAAAUCUGCAAAGAGUUCACGGACCUGCUCUCGCAAGACCGCUCGCCCUUGGGGAAUUCACGCCCACAGCCCAUUCUUGAGCCCGGGAUUCAGAGCUGUUUGACCCACUUCAGUCUUAUUUCUCAUGGAUUCGGGACUCCGGCCAUGUGCGCGGCCCUCACGGCGCUGCAGAACUAUUUGACGGAGGCCAUUAAAGCCAUGGACAAAAUGUACCUGAACAACAAUCCUAAUAGCCACAAUGAGACGGGGUCGAAGGCGGGUGACAAAGACGAGAAGCACAGAAAGUGAUGUCAAGCCAACACAUCCCAAUUGAUGUAUGACAAAAUACAUAUAUAACAAACACUAGUGAUCAAGAUGAAACACUGAAAGCACCACCUCCCGUUCUUGAUAUUUUGAAACUUAAAAAAAAGUAAUAAUACUAAUAAAAUAGUUCACUUUGGGAUUCGUGGACAAAGCAUUUCUUUAAAUCAAAAUAAAGCAGUGUGCCAAUGAAAGGAGUAUAGAUCGGGUUAAUCUGCCACAGCAGGACUUUUCAUGAACUCCCUUUGUAUGAGUUCAAUGGACUGAAAUUCAGCGAUUUCCCCUCACUAUCCCCAUUUACGAUUGUAGCCAUGUGACAACAAGAAGCUGAAAGAGGAAGAUUUUUUAUCAGUAUUGUGAAUAAACUAGAAAGUAAAAAAUUCUACAGCUCCACAACAUGACUUCAAUAACUGACUUUUUACUCGACCAAGCGACCAACUUGAACUUUGAAUUUCAACACGAUUCACAGUUAUAUGAGGGAAUCUGUGUUCAUGUAUGUAUAUAUUUAUUUAUGUGUAAUUUAAUGGGAAUUGUAAAUAAGGUACGUCUGUUCAAACUUCUUUUUUAUUUAUCUGGUGCCUCCUGUUUUAGUGGGUUUGAAUAUUCGCUUAGUUCUUCAUGUGGUUUUAUGGUUCUUAGAAAACAGAAGUUUGGGGUAUUCUUCUCUGGGAUAUUUCAAUUCAGCCCUCUUGUAGCAUGUUGAGGCGACACUGAAGCAAGUGAACAAAUUUAAAAGAAAUAAACAUCAAUUUCUCUAUUAUUAUUAAUAUUAUUAUUAUGCCAUUCAGUUUUAGAUCGAAAAAGGUCAUUGCAGAGACUCCGACGAUGCUAGUUUUGUGUUUCUAUCUUCUUGUUUUUAUACGAGCUUUUUAUGUGUUGUGCCAAUCACCUCU